AUUUUACCCUGUGAGGGUGGUGAGGUUGCCCAGAGAAGCUGGGAAGUGGCUGGAAACGUCUGAGGAUGGGGCUUGGAGCAACCUGGGGUCAGGUGAAAGGUGGGGAAAGGUGGGGAAAGGUGUCCCUGCAUCAGGAGAUAAUUUUUAAAUCCCUUCUAAGCCGAACCAUUCUGUGAUUCUGCAACUCUACGAUUCCCCGGCUUUUAAAGAGCUUUUUUUUUUUUUUUUUUUUUUUUUAAGGCAACACCCAUUUCCUGUUGCACGGCGGCCGGGAGAGCUCCUGGAAUCCCGGAAUCCUCGAAUCCCGGAAUCCCCGAAUCCCCGAAUCCCCGAAUCCCGGAAUCCCCGAAUCCCGGAAUCCCCGAAUCCCCGAAUCCGCGCAUCGCUCCCGCAUCCCUCCCGCGCCGCUCCCGCUCCGGGGAUGCUGCCGCUCGCCCUUCCCGGGCUCCAUUCCCCCUCUCCGCUGCCCAGGGGCCCCGGGCGAUGCUCUCAGCUCCCCGACGCCACCAGCAGCGGCCGCUGAGCGGGUGUCGCGUCACGAAGCGGCGCCGCUCCCGUCCGGGGCCAUGGGGCCGCCGCCCCGCCGCGUCCUGCUGCUCGGGGAGGGCAACUUCUCCUUCUCGGCGGCGCUGUGCGGGGCCCAGGGCACGGGGCACCUGGUGGCCACUUGCUACGAGAGCGAGGAGGAGGCGGCCGGGCGCGGGGGAGCGGCGCGGAGCAUCGGGCGGCUGCGGGACCGCGGAGCCGAGGUUGUGUUCUCCGUGGACUGCACCAAGCUGAAGGAACACUUUUUACCGGGAGAACGGGAAUUUGAUCGGAUUUAUUUCAACUUCCCUCACUGCGGGAGGAAAGCCGGGGUGGCGAAGAACAGGCAGCUCCUCGCCGGGUUUUUCCACAGCUGCACAGAAGUGCUGGCACAGGAGGGGGAAAUCCACGUGGCCCUGUGCAAUGGCCAGGGAGGGACCCCUGCGGAUCAGCCCAGAAGGGAGUGGCACAACAGUUGGCAAAUCGUGGCUGUGGCAGCAGCCGCUGGGUUCGUCCUCAGCCACGUUCAUCCUUUCCAGGCAGAGACUGUCGAUGGAUACAAAUGCACGGGUUACAGGAGUCAGGAUAAAUCCUUCUGUGUAGAGGGGGCUUUGAACCACAUUUUCACACGGAGCACAGCACCCCUGUGCUUCACACCCAUGAGCUGCAAGACACAACUGGGAAGCCAAAAAGUUUCUUUUCAAGUGCCACAAGAACUCGUGGAUAAAAUUAACAGGGGUUUCCUCGAGGCCAAUUCAAGUCACCCAGUAAGGACAAUAAAGGAGAAGCUCAGUGCAGGGCUCAGCCAAGCUUUCCCACUGCAGAACAUCAGCUCCAGCCUUCCUCUGCUCCUCCAGGGUCACCCCCGUGGUGUUUGCCCCUCCAGCAUCUUCUGGAUCACUCUGGGCCCAGGGGAGGCUCCAAGCACUGAGGAAAUGUCUCAGGGACUGGCAAACACAGUUUUGUUUCCCCAUUCUGGCCAGGACACAGAUGAGAGUGUACAAGGAGGGUGCCCAGUUCCAAAGCAGUUUUACCUUAGGCCUUCCCUCCUGCCUCAUGCUCAGGCAAUAAUUAAAGAAAGAACUUUUUCCCCAGGCACACUUCAGGUUCUUUCUGGGCCGGUUUUUAGGAAAUGUCGGAUCACUCCCCACUCCAUGCCAGUUUUCCAUGAGAUGCUCGUUGUGCUUGCAGUUAGCAGGGGCACAGAGAACAGCUGUAUCCAGAUGUUGGUGGACAACAUCCAAACCACCAUGAGUUCUCUUCACCAGGGCGUUCCUGGCAUCAAACCCAGCAUCAGCCUGCAGGAAACAACAAGUUUGGGAACUGAGCUAAAUGACUUUGCUGCUUUUGAGCAGCAGCUUGGUGAAAUUGAGGGUUUGCUCUGCGUGGGGACAGAGGCAGACCCCUCAGGCUGCUGUGUGGGGGUUGUCAGGACAGCUCCUGGUGAAUCCCCCAGCCAUGAGCUGGCUGUUGUGUCAGCCUCGCUGAACCUGGACCUCCUGGCCAUGCUGCUGUGUGCAAUAUCCGACUGGAGGAUGCUCUGGACACGGGACAGGCGCUUCCUCAGGCAGUUUCCUCAGGGGGAGUUGAGGCUUUUCAAGAGUUUUUCCCUCUAUCCACCUUCCUACGUGCACGAUGUCAGCUUCUGGCUUCCUGACGGGGAGGAGUUUGACGAAGUGGCUUUUCACACCCUCGCCAGGAGGGUGUCAGCUGAAAUGGUCGUUUCCAUCCAGCUGAGGGACAGUUUCCAGCAGCCAGGGACAGGGCGGAGGAGCCUGUGCUACAGGGUGACUUUCCAGUCGUGCGACAGAGCGCUGGGCUGCCGGGAGGCAGCAGAGAUGCAGCUGCGAUUGCGGGAGGAGCUACAGCAGCACCUGGGUGUGACCCUGAGGUAGAACCAUCCCCCGUGGCUCCGGGGCUGCAGCAGCUGCUGUGCCAGUCUGUGACCUGGGAAAUGCCACCUGCGUGGGGUUGGGGCUGGCAGUGUCACAGGGGCAGGGUGGGCUUUGAGCACCUGCCCCUGUUUCAGUGUGGGAGUUUCUGUGGGUGAUCACUGCUGGUGAAUUUCUGUUAGCCAAGCGCUCACCUGUUCUGUGUUUAUAAUGAAACCUCGUUUUAUGAAGUGGAGCCUUUCUUUCCGAG
Molecule: messenger RNA, 2667 nt
Organism: Oenanthe melanoleuca
Lineage: Eukaryota; Metazoa; Chordata; Aves; Passeriformes; Muscicapidae
Gene: FDXACB1
Product: ferredoxin-fold anticodon binding domain containing 1
Exons: 6
Coding region: 567-2420 (617 amino acids)
Biological process (GO): rRNA base methylation
Cellular component (GO): cytoplasm
Molecular function (GO): rRNA (uridine-N3-)-methyltransferase activity
Source: RefSeq, a predicted model, not a curated record